AGACACACAAAACACGAUACCUCUUCCCUUCCCCACUUCUAACAUGGAGAACGUUUUUACUCAAUCUGCACUACUCUGUGUGUUGUUUCUUAGUAGUUCAAUAGUUGGAGGUUGCUCUCCUACAAUGGAAGAAGAGGUCCAAAAGAAUUGGCGAACAUUGAUGGCCCCUCUACUUCAUGUGAAUUUCUCUUCAUCGGAUCAUAUAUCAACUCAAGCUGACCCAGUAUAUUAUUUUGCAGCAUAUGGAUCGAUUCCUUCAGACGACGCUAUCAAGUAUUACGGAUUAGAGGCCACCAUGGACAUUUAUGGCUUUAAUCUAGAGCAUGGACAACAAACCGGAGGUUUCAUUUGGAUUUACAAUACGGAUGAAGCAUCUGCCGUGAAUAAAGUUAUAGCUGGAUGGAAUGUUGAGCCUGAAUCGUACAAUGAUUCACAGACGCACUUCAGUACUUGGUUUAUUGAAGGUUCUAAUGUUUGUCCUGAUAUGCGUUGUCCUGGAUUCGAAAGUGUAUUUAGCUCAGAAAUCGUUCCUGGAAUGGUGAUUAGCCCUGUUUCCACCACCUCUGGCAAGAAACAAUACAUUACAGUCAGAGUAUCCAAGGAUCAAAAUUCCGGUGAUUGGCAAAUCUACUAUGGCUUUAAUGGGGAUGCCAAGCUUGCAGGUUACUAUCCAAGAUCUCUGUUUACAAGCUUGUCAGAUAAACCAGUGACAAUAUUGUUUGGUGGCUAUGCCUUGAGAAAGGAUCAAAAGCCAAGUCCUCCAAUGGGCAGCGGGAAUGCCCCGUUUAAAAACGCCGCAUCAUUUCGUAGUAUCAAGUUUUUUGAUGCCGGUGGCAACGCCCAUCCAAUCGAUUUUCGUCUCGGAUUUAUAUCAAAUUGUUACACUAUUUCUGUUAUUGAAAAUGAUGGGUUCUUUUAUGGGGGACCUGGCAAUAUUUGCUAGUAGUUUGUAAUCGAGCUUCAACUUAGUGUAAUGAAUAUCCUGGGGACUGCACCCACAGAGAAAUUGAGCUUCAAUAGAGUUCAUCACAA
Oryza sativa Japonica Group (Japanese rice) is the source of this 1032-nucleotide messenger RNA. RefSeq lists its product as uncharacterized. The record is from RefSeq and is a predicted model, not a curated record. NCBI's taxonomy places the organism in Eukaryota, Viridiplantae, Streptophyta, Magnoliopsida, Poales, Poaceae.